GGCUGCCGCGCGUCGCCCAAGGGACCGCCGAGUUGCCGCCUCUCCCCGAAGUUUUACCCGGCGUUGCGGCAUGGCGGGCACCGCCCACUGCUCCCUGCAGGCCAAGCGCCUACUCUUGGACCCCAAGUUCGAGGGCUACAAGCUGUCCUUGGAGCCACUGGCCUGCUACCAGCUGGGGAUCGAUGCGGCUGUAGCAGAAGUGAAACUUCGUGAUGAUCAGUAUACCCUCGACCACAUGCGUGCUUUUGGCAUGUAUAAUUAUCUGCACCUUGAUUCCUGGUACCAGGAUAAUGUCUACUAUGUUGAUCAGUUUGGAAGAGUUAUGAAUCUAUCAGUGACUCUGGACACUGCUCUACAAAAGCCAAGAGAAGUUUUCAGGCUACCUACCGACUUAACAGCUUAUGAUGAUCGCCUUUGUUCCUCGAUACACUUCCCAUCUUCCACGUGGGUUACCCUUUCUGAUGGUACAGGAAGACUCUACUUAAUUAAAUCAGGCAAGCGUGGAAACAGUGCAUCCGAAAAGUGGGAGAUUGUGUUUAAUGAAGAACUAGGAAGUCCAUUCAUUAUAGCACAUAGUGUUUCAUUUGUAAAAUCUGAUGUGCAUUCAGUAGCUGUGCUGCUGCUUAGGGUAGAAAAAGAUGAAUCGGACACAAAAGGAAGUGGAUUUCAUGUUACCUUGGAAUGGCUUACAAUUGGAGAGAUAAGCAAAGAGGGUGAUCACAGGUAUGAAAUCUUUAAAAGGAGAGUUUUACAAGGAAAAUCAGUCCCUCAUUAUGCAGCAAUAGAGCCCAGUGGGGAUGGUCUAAUGAUUGUUUCUUACAAACCAUUCAAAUUUAUGCAUGAUGAAGAAGACAAACCAGAAGAAAAUGAUGAUGCAAAAACAACAAAUGAAAAGAAAGAGCCUGUCUAUUACUGGCAGCAGACUGAAGAUGAUGUGACAAUAACAGUUCACAUUCCUCAAGACAUCACUAAAGAUGACAUAAAAGUACGCUUUUCCCCUGAUAACAUUUGUGUUACACUGAGGGACCAGCCUCCUUUGAUGGAAGGGAAACUCUAUUCAUCGGUGGACCAUGAAAGCUGCACGUGGAUAAUUAGAGAGGACAAAAGGUGUCUCGAUAUCUCUCUAAUUAAGAAAAAUGAGGGACCCCAGUGGCCAGAGCUAAUACUUGGUGACACAAGAGGAGAGAUCAUUAUUGACCCUUCCCAGUGCUCUAAAAUAUCUGAAAGCUUGAUGCAUCUUACUUCUGAAGUAAUGAAUCCAAACCCUGAAAAGGAGAACCCCCCUUGUAAUGCUCAAGAAUUAGAAGAAUGUGAUGCUUUUCUUGAAGAUAGUGCAAGCCUGUGCAGAUUUGAUGGUGAUACCUUGAAAGUCACUCAUGUAAUUCAUCUUGGAAGCAACCAGUAUCUUUUUUCAGUUGUUGUGGAUCCCAAAGAAAUGCCAUGCUUUUGCUUGAGGCAUGAUGUUGAUGCUCUUCUCUGGCAGCCCCAUGCUGACCAGCCAGAGAACAUGUGGGAACAUGUUGCAACUUUUAAUGCUUUAGGUUAUGUCCAAGCAUCAAAGCAAGACAAGAAGUUCAUGGCUUGUGCUCCAGAUUACUCCUACGCUGCUCUUUGUGAGUGCUUGCGACGAAUUUUCAUCUACCGCCAGCCGACUCCUCUGUCCACGGUGCUGUACAACAGGAAGGAAGGAAGACAAGUGGGACAGGUUGCUAAGCAGCUAGUAACAACCCUGGAAACCAAUGAUCCUAUCUUAGGCUUUCAAGCUACAAGUGAGAGAUUAUUUGUUCUCACAACAAAAACCUUGUUUUUAAUAAAGGUGAACUCUGGAAAUUAAUUAUUUAGUAUAUUCUGCUCUACUUUGUGUUAACAACUUGGUAAAGUCUUGACUAGGUAACUUAUCUGAGAUGUGCAAUUUGCUGAAAUUUUAAAAAGGAGAUUUUAUGGGGGAAUCAAAAUUUUUCAUUAGAAUUUGUCUGCAGGUGAGCAAGCUUUUCAGUUUUGCUGUCACUGAACCAAGUUUUUUCAGAGCUGUGGGAAAAUGUCUUCUGCACUAAGCUUUCCCUGAGCAAUUGUCAGAGGCUGCUACUGCAUGAGUGAAUAGAUUGGUGCAUCGUUUUUUCCAAGUGACUGGUUUUUGCCAUAGCCCUGAGUUUGGAGUAUUCACUUCUGUUUUUAAAUGCCACAGUUUAUCUAUGAAAUAAGUAAGCAGAUAAGGAAAAAUUAAAGCCUGCAGCUAAAAUCAUCUGAUGUGCAAAGUAAAAAACGUGUGUGUCAUAAAGGAAAAAUAUAUCCCAAACCCAAAUGCUAUUGGCCAAAAAAGAUUAUUUAGUAUUUCAAUAUUCAGUAGUAAUGAGUAAAAAAUGAAUGGAAUGGAUGGAAUAUUAUACAGGUGAUUAAUUCAAAGGGGUUAGUUUCAUUGUGUAUGCAUAUUCUAUAUGCGUAUGGGUAGAUCUGGAACCUACUCAUACUUGCAGUGACAUCUGUUCA
Dryobates pubescens (Downy woodpecker) is the source of this 2487-nucleotide messenger RNA. It is a transcript of the gene NUDCD1, whose product is annotated as NudC domain containing 1. The record is from RefSeq and is a predicted model, not a curated record. NCBI's taxonomy places the organism in Eukaryota, Metazoa, Chordata, Aves, Piciformes, Picidae. The transcript is spliced from 11 exons. The coding region runs from base 71 to 1834 and encodes 587 amino acids.